Messenger RNA from Habropoda laboriosa, 666 nucleotides. RefSeq lists its product as uncharacterized. The coding region runs from base 55 to 666 and encodes 203 amino acids. The transcript is spliced from 2 exons. Lineage: Eukaryota; Metazoa; Arthropoda; Insecta; Hymenoptera; Apidae. The record is from RefSeq and is a predicted model, not a curated record.
UUAGAAAAAAUUAAGAAGAAAUGAAAAAGUUGUUUUCUAUUAUUAAAUAUAAAAAUGGAUAUUUUCAAGAAGCAUAAAGUUGUACAAAGGAAUGAGCAACAGAAAAGUGACAACUAUGUGACAAAAAGUAGUAAUUAUGAAUCUAAAUCAAAUGUGAAGUGGAGUAACAAGGACAAAAGAAUAUUACUGGAAGCUCUAAAAAAAUAUGGGUCUGAAAAUGUUGGAGCUAUAUCAAAAAUGCUGCCAAACAUACCUUUACAAGAUAUUAAAACUAAAAUUUUUGAAUAUUCAUUAAUGGCAAAGUAUUUAUGUGAAAAUGAAUUAUUAAACAACUGGUUGAAAUGUGGAUUGUAUCAUCCUGAAGAUAGUCUCAUACCAGAAGCAUUAUUGUUUAUACAAUUAUUUGAAGAUCAUCCAUCCCCAUCUGAAACAGAAGGUUAUAAUAUCAGAGCAAUAUACAAUUUUCUUUAUCGCUCAUGCUUUGAACAACUAUCGUAUUAUGAUUUAUCAUCAAAAGAUAGAGACUUGCUAUGUUUUUUGUUAUCAAAAGUAGAACAAAAAUCAUGGCCACAAUGCCAGUCAGAUAUUUGGCAAUAUAUUGGUAGAGUUUACAAUAAAAGGAACAUAAAAAACGUAUAUCCAGGAAAGAAUGGACAUUCUUUAUAA